AUGCACCGCAAGACCACCAUCGGCAGCCUGACUGGUGGGGUGAUCGGGGCUGCUGGAGGCAUCACCUCCAUUGUGGGUCUCAUCUUGGCCCCUUUUACCCUGGGGGCAUCGCUGGCGGUCACGGCUGUGGGCGUGAGGAUAGCGGCAGCAGGUGGCGCCACUGGCGCGGCGUCCAACAUCGCCAACAUGGUGCGGCAAAAGACCCUGCGCAAGACCAUCGAGGACAUCCUGAAUGACUUUCAGGAUAAGGUCAACCCCGUGCUGAUGAGCCUUAACAAGAUCAACUGCCGGGUGGCCAAGAUGCAGGAGUACCGCAAGUUUGCCACUAGCACCCACAAGCUCCAGGCUGGAGCGAGCACAGGACGUGGGGCGGCCGGGCUUCUGCAGGUGGUGCGACUGGCGAAGGCUGUGAACGUGGGCCGCGUAGCAGCUCAGGCUACUCGGGCGGUCAGCGUGGCCAGCAAGAUGACGGCGGUGCUAUCUGGGCUCAUGCUUAUCCUUGACGUGGUCUUCAUUGCCAAGGACGCCAAGGAGAUCCACGAGAUGAACAAGCUGAAGAAGGCGGCCGACCGGGAGGCCACUGGCAGGAUAUCCAUGGCACGAGCCAACGAGAUCAAGUCCAACAUGCUGAAAUUCAUCAACGAAAUGAGGAACACCUCCCGCCAUUUUGAGACCCUUCUUGCAGAGCUGGUGGAGACGAAGAAGGUUCUGGAGGUGGAGAUCAUUCCCAAGAUCUCUAUGAACACAUGA
Engraulis encrasicolus (European anchovy) is the source of this 750-nucleotide messenger RNA. Its product is annotated as apolipoprotein L3-like. NCBI's taxonomy places the organism in Eukaryota, Metazoa, Chordata, Actinopteri, Clupeiformes, Engraulidae. Bases 1 to 750 code for a protein of 249 amino acids. The record is from RefSeq and is a predicted model, not a curated record. The transcript is spliced from 4 exons. Gene Ontology annotation, cellular component: membrane; extracellular region. Gene Ontology annotation, molecular function: lipid binding. Gene Ontology annotation, biological process: lipoprotein metabolic process; lipid transport.